GAACAUCAACAUUUUUUCUAUCGGCAUAGGAUUUUCUUUUUUUGAGGAAAUUGAGUUUAGGAAAAUUAAGGAAUCAUGGGAUACGCGCUUGAUUUAUUAAAUAAGGAUUAUGAGAUCCAGAAGCCGCUUAGUAAUGACUUGUACAAUCCAAUUUUAUUGGGCGUUGCCGGCUUUGCUAGUAUCGCAUUUUCCAAUUUUAUUAUGCGAAGACCACUAAUGUCAGGCAUUCAGAGACAUGUAGCAGUUGGAACAGCCGGUGUAUUCUUUGGAUGUUGGGUCAAUAAAAAGCGAGAUGAACAUUAUGCUGAACGAGAUGCUGUAUUACGCCAUUAUGUUGAAUUGCACCCAGAAGAUUUUCCAGAUCCAGACAAAAAGAAAUUCGGUGAAAUCCUAAUGAGAUGGAAUCCCAUUCGUUAAUUUAUUUCAUUUAGUUCUCUUUGUCAAUAGAAAUUUCCUUCAAAAAUAUAUAAACAAUCAGUUUAUGUGCUGAAAUAUUGUG
Chironomus riparius is the source of this 499-nucleotide messenger RNA. The record is from the annotation of a GenBank genome assembly. Lineage: Eukaryota; Metazoa; Arthropoda; Insecta; Diptera; Chironomidae.